Messenger RNA from Arabidopsis lyrata subsp. lyrata, 992 nucleotides. RefSeq lists its product as uncharacterized. Lineage: Eukaryota; Viridiplantae; Streptophyta; Magnoliopsida; Brassicales; Brassicaceae. The record is from RefSeq and is a predicted model, not a curated record.
AGCUCAAACACAUUAUUUGUUGGGCAUAUGUUUCUUCUUAUCUAACGAGUGCUAUAAUGGUUAUCCGUCAUUGGGAAGCUAGAUACAUUCCACUUUUUGCUGAGCAGCCAUGUUGAUCUAGACAUGUUUGACAAGGAUGAAGAUGUCGUAAAGGGACAUGUGUGCUACGGUACUACACUUCAUGAAGCCUUAAAACACAUUGAAAGAGAAUGCAUUUCGGAAGAACUCCCACGGUAUCGUCAGUUUAAUUAUUGUCAUCAUCCUAAGAGUGUUAAUGAGCGAACGCACAAAAUAAAGUUUGUUCUAAGUUUUAAUACUUUGUACAAGGCUUUAGUGCACCUUCACAUUCAGCCUAUUGGUGUGGCUUUGGUUGUUUUCUCAGAGUUGUGGCGUCUUGGAGAUCACAUAUACGGAAUUCCGCACAUAUACUAUAGCCCCCUAUCAGAGAAUACUCAGUUCACGGGGUAUCAUGACGUAGUGAUUAUUAAGGUAGAAAUGUUAAGCGAACAUGUGGCGUUGUACAAACUGAGAAACGGCCCAGAAGUUGGUGAUGGUGGGUGCGUUAGGGUUUCCCUCGAAGUAAUGUACAUGGUAGUUGGUGCUCAGAGUAAGGAUGUCGAUAUGGUUUGGCCCACCCCAACACCAAGACAUCUUCUUUCGGAUGUGUGUUUCGUUUAACUCUGUCUUCAUCUUUCCUCGGUGUAGGUUUUUUUGGCUGAGACCCGUAUCAUAAUCAUUUUUGGCAAAAUUCUAAUGAGAUCAAACUCGAUAUAAAGUUUGAAAGAAAAUUGCUUGCUGUUUGAAUUUAGGGACAAUUGGUUAGAAAAUCUUUAGAUAAUUCUGUUUUGGCUAAAAAAUAAAUAACUUUGAGAAAACUAAUAAUUUUGGGGUGUGAGAUUACAGGAAUAGCCCUGCUCAAAAAAAGUAUAGUAUACGGUUGAGCUUUUUGAAAAUCCAAAAUAAAUAACUUGAGAAAACUAAUAAUUUUUUCU